GCGGCCACGGAUUAUUAUGAGGCCUGCACUGGAAAUGCGUGCUGGCCGCUGGAUCCCAGCCUGGUGGCCCGAAGCGGGCUCAGGCUCGGUCUGUGACCUCCAGCCGUGGCACUUGAGACCACAGAGCUUCCUCAGACUUGCAGGCGGAGCUCCAGGGAGGCGGAGGGGAAAUCUCACUCUAGUGCCGUCUCUCCCCACUGCAGCCCGGAGGGGGCGGAGGCAGGCAGCCAUGACAGUCUCCUACACGCUGAAGGUGGCCAAUGCCCAGUUCGGAGGCUUCUCCAAGCUGCUCUUCAGGUGGAAGGGGAGCAUCUACAAACUGCUGUACAAGGAGUUCAUUGUCUUUGUCAUGCUGUACACGAUGCUGAGCAUCACUUACCGGCGGCUGCUGACUGAAGAGCAGAAGCGUGUCUAUGUGAAAGUGGCUCAGUACUGCAACCGCUCCACGGACCUCAUCCCCAUGUCCUUUGUCCUGGGUUUUUACGUCACGCUGAUCGUGAACAGGUGGUGGGCCCAGUACACCAGCAUCCCGCUGCCUGACCAGCUGAUGUGCGUCAUCUCCAGCACCGUCCACGGGAAGGAUGAAAAGGGGAGGAUCCUGCGGCGCUCGCUCAUCCGUUACGCCAACUUGUCCUCCGUGCUCAUCCUGCGCUCUGUCAGCACCAGGGUGCUCAAGAGGUUUCCAACCAUGGACCAUUUGGUAGAUGCAGGCUUCAUGACACAGGAAGAGCGCAAGAAGUUUGAGAGCCUCCACUCGGACUUUAACAAGUACUGGAUCCCCUGCGUGUGGUUCACCAACCUGGCUGCCCAGGCGAGGCGAGAUGGGCGGGUCAGGGACGACGUGGCCCUCCGCUUACUUAUAGAUGAACUGAAUCUGUACCGUGCCAAAUGCAGCAUGCUGUUCCAUUACGACUGGAUCAGCAUCCCACUGGUGUACACACAGGUAGUCACAAUCGCUGUCUAUUCCUUCUUCGCCUUCUGUGUGAUCGGGCGGCAGUUUCUGGAGCCCCUGGACCCAGAGCAGGAUCAGGACCGGGAUCUGGAUCUGUACGUCCCUCUGACCACCCUCCUGCAGUUCUUCUUCUAUGCUGGCUGGCUGAAGGUAGCAGAACAGAUCAUUAACCCAUUUGGAGAGGACGACGAUGACUUUGAAACUAACAAGCUGAUCGACAGGAACUUGCAGGUGUCACUGCUCUCCGUGGAUGACAUGUACCAGAACCUGCCUCCAACAGGGAAGGACAAAUACUGGAAUGAAUCCACAGCUCAGCCGCCUUACACCAUCGCCACGGCCGCAGAGACCUUGAAGCCCUCCUUCCUGGGCUCCACCUUCGAUAUGCGGAUGAGCGACGACCCGGAGCAGAGCCAGCCAGUGGAGCCCUCACCCAGCCUGCCCCGCAUGCACACGCCCUUGCUCAACCGCUUCCUGACCGCGGCCGCCUCCCCUGCUGUCAGCCUGAAGAAUUUCGGGAGGAGCAACCGGGCCCACCACCACCUUUUGCGCCUGAGGGGCGAGGGCAGCUUCCCCUCCCCCAACCCCCGCCACAGCGAGGACCCCGAAUCGGUGGGCCGCAUUGAUGAGGAAGAGACAGAAGAUGAGGCCAGCGAGCCCCCCACACCCGGCACCCGCCUCAAGGUACCCAGCCAGCUGGAAGCCUCACGGGGGCCGCAGAGGGAGAACCCCCAGAUCCAAGUGAGGCAGCCCUCCAACGAGAGCAUCGACAUCGACCAGUCAGCUGCCUAGAGGCAGCGAGCUCAGUGUGCCUUGUCACUCCACUCUCGGUGCGAGCUGUGUCCCCGGUGUCUGCCCUCUAGGCCUGGCAGCUCGUGACAGCACCACCAGCUAAGGGCCUGAUCCAAAACCCA
Molecule: messenger RNA, 1863 nt
Organism: Caretta caretta (loggerhead turtle)
Lineage: Eukaryota; Metazoa; Chordata; Testudines; Cheloniidae
Gene: BEST4
Product: bestrophin 4
Molecular function (GO): chloride channel activity
Source: RefSeq, a predicted model, not a curated record